Messenger RNA from Paramecium octaurelia, 136 nucleotides. NCBI's taxonomy places the organism in Eukaryota, Ciliophora, Oligohymenophorea, Peniculida, Parameciidae. The record is from the annotation of a GenBank genome assembly.
GAUGAUGGAUUUAUUUGAAAAAUAUAAAGAUUGUCCUUGUUGCAAGGGUUUCGUAUUGAAUUGCGAAGGUGCCAUUUGCGAUAAAUUAGGGUUGUGCUAUUGCAUAUAAAAGGACUUAUAAGACCGUCAAAAUUGA